GUGCCCUUCACGGACCUUCUGGAUGCAGCCAAGAGCGUGGUGAAGGCGUUGUUCCUACGGGAGAAGUACAUGGGGCUGUCGCUGCAGAGCUUCUGCAAAACCACUGCCCGGUACCUGCAGGAACUCUCCGAGAAACCCCUGGAGACCCGCGGCUACGAGGAGGUGCCCGAGACCCCCGUGGCGGUCGACGCCCCCGUGCACCCCCCGUUUGCAGAGCAGCAUCCCUACGAGACGUGGGACCCCCAGACCAUGCCGGCUGAUCUGGGCUUCGGGUUGAAGAUGGUGGAUGGCGUGGUGCACGUCUACACCAAGCAGGACCUCACCGACAAGAGUACGGAACUGGACCUGCCGUACCCUGACCUGCAGGAGUUCAUCGCUGACAUGAAUUUCCUCAUGGCUUUGAUCAUCAACGGGCCCAUCAAAUCCUUCUGCUACCGCCGGCUUCAGUACCUGAGCUCCAAGUUCCAGAUGCACGUUCUGCUCAAUGAGAUGAAGGAGCUGGCGGCCCAGAAGAAGGUGCCCCACCGUGACUUCUACAAUAUCCGCAAGGUGGACACCCACAUCCACGCCUCGUCCUGCAUGAACCAGAAACAUCUCUUGCGCUUCAUCAAACGGGCCAUGAAGAAGCAUCUGGAUGAAAUUGUCCAUGUGGAGAAGGGCAAGGAGCAGACACUCAAGGAGGUCUUUGAGACAAUGAACCUCACCGCCUACGAUCUGAGCGUGGACACGCUGGAUGUCCAUGCGGACCGCAACACCUUUCACCGCUUUGACAAGUUCAACGCCAAGUACAACCCCAUUGGCGAGUCCAUCCUGCGGGAGAUCUUCAUCAAGACGGACAACCGCGUCUCGGGGAAAUACUUCGCCCACAUCAUCAAGGAGGUGAUGUCUGACUUGGAGGAGAGCAAGUACCAAAACGCCGAGCUGCGGCUCUCCAUCUAUGGCCGCUCCCGGGACGAGUGGGACAAGCUGGCCCGCUGGGCUGUCAACCACCGCGUCCACUCCAACAACGUCCGCUGGCUCGUGCAGGUGCCCCGGCUCUUCGAUGUCUACCGGACAAAGAAGCAGUUGGCCAACUUCCAGGAGAUGCUGGAGAACAUCUUCCUGCCCCUCUACGAGGCCACCGUCCACCCUGCCCAACACCCAGAGCUGCAUCUCUUCCUGGAACACGUGGACGGCUUUGAUAGCGUGGAUGAUGAAUCCAAACCAGAGCAUCACAUCUUCAACCUGGACAGCCCUUUGCCGGGCAACUGGGUGGAGGAGGACAACCCACCCUACUCCUACUACCUGUACUACAUGUACGCCAACAUGACGGUGCUCAACCACCUCCGACGGAAGAGGGGCUUCCACACCUUUGUCCUGCGCCCGCACUGUGGCGAGGCUGGCCCCAUCCAUCACCUCGUCUCGGGCUUCAUGGUCUCGGAGAACAUCUCCCAUGGCUUGCUGCUCCGCAAGGCCCCUGUCCUGCAGUACCUCUACUACCUGGCGCAGAUCGGCAUCGCCAUGUCCCCGCUGAGCAACAACAGCCUCUUCCUCAGCUAUCACCGCAACCCCCUGCCCGAGUACCUCUCGCGGGGGCUCAUGGUCUCCCUCUCCACCGACGACCCCCUCCAGUUCCACUUCACCAAG
Molecule: messenger RNA, 1626 nt
Organism: Balearica regulorum gibbericeps (East African grey crowned-crane)
Lineage: Eukaryota; Metazoa; Chordata; Aves; Gruiformes; Gruidae
Source: RefSeq, a predicted model, not a curated record